Penaeus vannamei (Pacific white shrimp) is the source of this 663-nucleotide messenger RNA. The record is from RefSeq and is a predicted model, not a curated record. NCBI's taxonomy places the organism in Eukaryota, Metazoa, Arthropoda, Malacostraca, Decapoda, Penaeidae.
AUGAGGGUCGGUCAACUCAUCGUCUGGCUCGAUACUCUUAUCAAGCGAAGGCCUAAGCCGCCACACUGUGACCCCAGCUGCAGCAUAAAAGCCACACGCCGUCCAAGGGGGCAUCCUCUUCCUCACCCACCCAACACCAUGAAGGUCCUCGCGCUUCUCUUGGCCUCCCUCGCCGCCGUCAGCGCCCAGACGGAGCCCUGGUGCCGCUGCGCCGCCUUCGUCACCUACGAGCACUCGGAGAUCAGGGUGUUCGAAGCGCCCGAAAUCACCAUCGACUCCUGCGUAGACGACGCCAAGCAGUGCAAGAACGCCUGCACCAAGGAGCUCAACGACAUGAGCGACAACGGCAACAUGUGGCUUGUUCAGGAAAACGGCUUGACUGUUGGCCAGAACAUCUGCACUUACAUGGCCGACCAUUUCUUCUACUUCAUCCACAACCACAGGGUGUACGGCUACUUCGAGGUGUGUGGAGGCGCCUGGGAGUACACCGGAGUGGCGUCGCAGCAGCUGCUGUGCUGCAACGGAGGCAAGCAUGAGCACUGCAUCUCUAAGUAACUGCAGUGGAAGACAACUUGAAGCAGACUACGCAACACUAUCAUGGAUUCAGUUGGUCAUUUCUAACUCUAUUGAGGAGAAUGAAAUGAAAAUAAAUUCUUCACCAAA